AUGUCGGAAAACGGCUCGCUUGCGGGCUCGCCUGCAGCGAUAGACCCUCCCGUUAACGAUGGGCAGGAGAAGGAAUUCGAAGAGGAGGUUGCAGCUGCGGAGUCUGACAGGGACUCCGACAUGCUGUCCGAAAUCGACGAAGAUCAGUUUGAAGACUACGAUCCUGAGACGGCCAACAUUGAAGACCGACCCGUUGACAUUGAUGAAGAUGUUGCUCGAACGCUCAAGGUAUCGAAACGAAAACGAAUAGAAGGACAGCCCAAGAAGCCUCGAGAAGGUCGACGUGAAAAGAAGAGACGCGACCGUGACACCGAUGUCGCAAUGGAGGAUGCAUCUGAUGGGGACCAGGAGCGCAAGCCUCGACGCCGAAGAGCUGCGGCCGAGGGCGACCGGGCUUCUGGGGCAGCUCGAACUAAGCAGACGUCGCCGGCGGCAGAAGAUGAUGAAAAUCUCUCGCCAGAAGAGCGGCGAAAGCGUGCCAUUGACAGGGCACUUGAUGCGGCCAUCAAGAAGGGCGGGUCAUCAUCUACGAGACGACGGAAGAAGGAUGAAAUCGACCUGGAAGACGAAAUCGACGAACAGUUGGCCGAUCUGAAAGUGCAGAUGGAGAAGGCCUGUUUGGCUGACAACGAGGCCCGACGCGUCGGGCAGCCGGCGCUGCACAAGCUCAAGCUUCUGCCGCAGGUGAACGCAAUUCUGAACCGAAACAACGUUCAACACGCAGUGUUGGACCCCGAUACCAACUUUUUGCUGCAUGUCAAGUACUUUUUGGAACCUCUGAGCGACGGCUCUCUGCCAGCGUACAACAUCCAGCGCGAUCUGUUCACGGCGCUUACCAAGCUCAACAUCGAGAAGGAGACGCUGCGCAGCAGUGGGAUUGGAAAGAUUGUUCUAUUUUACACCAAGAGCAAAAAGCCAGAGGCGAGCAUCAAGAGGAUGGCAGAGAGGCUGCUGGGCGAAUGGAGCCGCCCUAUUUUGAAGAGGACGGAUGAUUACAAGAAGCGCCAUGUCGAAACGCGCGAAUUUGACUACCAUGCGGCCAAACUACAGCAGCGCCAAAAGGCUGGCUCACAGUUCAGUCUCACACAGCGGCCGGCGCAGUCGGCUGCCGAAGUUGAGAAGGAGAGGCUGCUGGCGCCUUCGCGGGCGAACAACGAAGCACGCAUGGCCAGCCUGCCGUCUAGCUAUACCAUUGCGCCAAUGAGCACCUUUGAUGGCAACCGGGCCAAUGAUCACCGACCUCUGGGUGCGAGCGGCAUGGAAGCAUUCCGCAAGAUGACACAGAAGAGCAAGAAGCGGGCAUAG
This is a messenger RNA of Cordyceps fumosorosea ARSEF 2679, 1305 nucleotides long. Its product is annotated as transcription factor IWS1. The record is from RefSeq and is a predicted model, not a curated record. The transcript has 3 exons. Gene Ontology annotation, biological process: poly(A)+ mRNA export from nucleus. Lineage: Eukaryota; Fungi; Ascomycota; Sordariomycetes; Hypocreales; Cordycipitaceae. Gene Ontology annotation, cellular component: nucleus. The coding region runs from base 1 to 1305 and encodes 434 amino acids.